CCACUCCUAAAAGAGUCCCAACCCAAAGAGAAAAAAUCACAUACACAUUUGUAAAUUAAGAGCUUAGAAUUUCUAAAUUUUGUAAUGGCCAAAGUUGAAGGAGAAGUUCAAUUGUUAGGUGUAGGAGGAAGCCCAUUUGCUAGAAGGGUGCAAAUUGCUCUAAAAUUGAAGGGUAUUGAAUACACUUACAUUGAAGAAAAUUUAAGGAACAAAAGUGAUCUUCUUCUUAAGUACAACCCUAUUCACAAGAAGGUGCCUGUUUUAGUUCACAAUGGGAAACCCAUAGUUGAGUCUCUUGUGAUCCUUGAAUACAUUGAUGAAACAUGGGAGAAUUAUCCAAUUUUUCCUCAACAACCUUAUGAGAAAGCAUUGGCUCGAUUUUGGUCUAGGUUCAUUGAUGACAAGAUCCUGCCAGCAAUAUCAAAGGCUGCAUGGACAGUGAACAAAGAAGAACGUGAGAAAGGCAUUGAAGAAUCAUUGCAAGCUCUACAAUUUCUUGAGAAUGAACUCAAGCACAAAUUCUUUGGUGGAGAAAGUAUUGGCAUUGUGGAUAUUGCUGCUUCUUACUUAGCUUUCUGGCUCCCUGUGGUUGAAGAAGCUGUAGAAUUGAAGUUGCUUACCAGUGACAAGUUUCCAAAGCUUCAUAAAUGGAGUCAAGAAUUCAUCAAUCAUCCUAUUGUGAAAGAGAAUCUUCCUCCUAAACAAGGACUCUUAGGAUUUUUCAAAUCUCGGUAUGCAGCGAUUAGCGCUGCUUCGAAAUAGACGGAUUGUAAGAGUCAAUGGUGACCCGUAAUAAAUAAAAGUAGACGUGACUGCACGGUGCAGCACGCUACAGAGCCGUUAGAUUAAGAGGGUGAAAUAGGUUAGUCUUAGAUGAAAAAGGAUUGCAUGUUGUAAAUGUGUUAAUGCAGUAAUCAUUAUCGACUGUCUGAUCAAAAAGUAAUGGUUGAGAUCAAAACUGUUGAAAUUACACUGAUCAAUCAGAACCGUUUGAUUGCUUGACAGUCGAGAUUGCUUACUGCGUGUAACUGUGUGAAGUAAUCAAUCCAGAUUUGUCUUAGACUAAUCCUAGAAAUAAGAGAAGUUUUAACAAAAUGCAGAGUUUUCUCAUUUUAGUUUAGAAUAUUACUAUUUGAGCAGUAUUUUGAAUUCUAUUAUCACUUAUGUAGACAAAUUUGAUAUUUAUAAUUAGCUCAAGUAUCCUAUUUUGUA
Messenger RNA from Trifolium pratense (red clover), 1212 nucleotides. Its product is annotated as probable glutathione S-transferase. The transcript is spliced from 2 exons. The record is from RefSeq and is a predicted model, not a curated record. Gene Ontology annotation, biological process: glutathione metabolic process. Gene Ontology annotation, molecular function: glutathione transferase activity. NCBI's taxonomy places the organism in Eukaryota, Viridiplantae, Streptophyta, Magnoliopsida, Fabales, Fabaceae. Gene Ontology annotation, cellular component: cytoplasm. The coding region runs from base 85 to 762 and encodes 225 amino acids.